Molecule: messenger RNA, 4877 nt
Organism: Nothobranchius furzeri (turquoise killifish)
Lineage: Eukaryota; Metazoa; Chordata; Actinopteri; Cyprinodontiformes; Nothobranchiidae
Gene: sec31b
Product: SEC31 homolog B, COPII coat complex component
Biological process (GO): endoplasmic reticulum organization; intracellular protein transport; COPII-coated vesicle cargo loading
Cellular component (GO): endoplasmic reticulum exit site; COPII vesicle coat
Molecular function (GO): structural molecule activity; protein binding
Source: RefSeq, a predicted model, not a curated record
UUCCGUAGUCCAGUGACAACACGGCAGAAGCCCUUUGGUCUGAGCAGCUAGCUCGGCUGAUAAGCAGCAGUGGAGCUUGUAAAUGCGUACGGACAAGUUGAGAUACACAAAGCGUACGAUCUUGAACACCUGUAGAGGAAGAUGAGGCUGAAGGAAAUCCAGAGGACUGCCCACCAGGCGUGGAGUCCUGCUGGACACCAUCCCAUCCGCCUGGCCUUAGGAACGUCAGCACAACAGCUUGAUGCUUCCUUCAACACUACAGCUGCCAUAGAGAUAUUUGAGAUGGAUUUUGCUGACCCCUCUCUGGAGAUGCACCUCAAAGGAUCAUUACCCACUACUAACAGGUUGCAUAGUAUUGUAUGGGUAAAUUUCGGAAUGGGAGCUGAUUGUACAGGAGGGAGACUCGUUGGUGGGAGUGAAAAUGGCUCGCUGACUGUGUAUAACCCAGAGGCCAUAAUUAGUUCUGGAGCAGAUGCGGUGGUUGGACAGUCUGAUAAACACACAGGACCUGUCAGAGCACUCGAUUUCAACCCGUUUCAGAGUAAUCUUCUUGCAUCUGGAGCAAUCGAUUCAGAGAUAUACAUCUGGGACCUAAACAACUUAAGCAGCCCAAUGACACCAGGAACAAAAACACAGCCUGCUGAAGACAUCAGUGUUGUGUCCUGGAACCGGCAAGUCCAACACAUCCUGGCUUCUGCCAACCCCAGUGGGAAAGCAGUCGUGUGGGACCUGAGGAAGAAUGAGCCGAUUAUAAAGAUCAGUGAUCACAGCAACAGGAUGCACUGCUCAGGAAUGCUCUGGCACCCUGAUGUAGCCACUCAGCUGGUGCUAGCCUCUGAAGAUGACCGACUGCCGGUCAUCCAGAUGUGGGACCUCCGUUUUGCUACAUCGCCUCUUAAAGUCCUCGAGAAACACACAAGGGGGAUUCUGUCCAUAUCUUGGAGCCAAGCUGACUCUGAGCUUUUGCUGAGUAGUGCCAAAGACAACAGGAUCCUCUGCUGGAAUCCUAACACUGGAGAGGUCAUUUAUGAGCUUCCAACAACCAACCAGUGGUGUUUUGAUGUCCAGUGGUGCCCCAGGAAUCCAGCCCUUCUUUCGACCGCGUCAUUUGAUGGGAGGAUCACGGUUUAUUCUGUGAUGGGAGGAAGUCUGAAAGCUCAGCAGCAAAGCACAGUUGAUAAGAUCUCAUCCUCGUUUGACACCAUGGAUCCCUUUGGUACAGGACAGGUACUGCCUCCUCUACAGGUCCCUCAGCCCACUGCGCAGGACACCAUAGUUCCUCCCCUGAAGAAGCCACCUAAAUGGGUGCGCAGGCCAGUUGGAGCUUCCUUUGCCUUUGGUGGAAAGCUGAUAACCUUUGAGAACACAAAGGUGCCUCCCAUGCAGAGCCCACAACCCAUCCCCAGGCAAGUGUUUAUAAGCCAGGUUUCCACGGAGACAGAGUUUCUUCAGCGCUCCAGGGAACUUCAGGCGACGCUGCAAUCGGGUUCUUUCAACAGCUAUUGCCAGGCCAAGAUUCAGAACGCCAAGUCCGAUGCAGAACAGGACAUAUGGAAGUUCCUUCUGGUGAACUUUGAAGAUGAGGCGCGCAUAAAGUUCCUUAAACUUUUAGGUUUCAGCAAAGACGAAUUGGAUAGAAAGAUUUCUAAAUGUUUGGGGAAGAAUUUUCAAUCCAAUGGGUUUGGAGUCGAUGCCAAAGACCUUGCAGAGAAGAUGCAGCGGCUCACCACUGAGCGGUCCGAUGACACAGCAGCUGAUGCUCGAACUUCAGGCUCCGUUUCCCCCUCGGACUUCUUUAGCCCAAAGAAAAGCACCCACUUCCAAAUCCCUGUGUCAUGUGACACGGACGGUUUGAUAAGCCAGGCGCUGCUGGUUGGUAACUUUGAGGGAGCCGUGGAUCUGUGUCUGAACGACUGUCGCUACGCUGAAGCCAUUCUGCUCUCCAUCAGUGGAGGGGAAGAGCUUCUGAAGAAGACCCAGCAGAAAUACCUCAGCAAGCAGAAGAACAGCAUCUCCAUGCUCAUUUCAUCGGUGGUGACUCAAAACUGGAGGGACAUCGUUGAAAGUUGUGAGUUGGACAACUGGAAGGAAGCUCUUGCCGCUCUGCUGACCUACGCUCAUCCUGAAGACUUUGCUGGUUUAUGUGACACUCUUGGAAGACGGUUAGAACAUGAGAGUACAGAAAAGCGCUGCCUGCAGGCCUGUUUGUGCUACAUCUGCUCUGGAAACGUUGAAAAGUUGGUGGAGUGUUGGGCCUUGCACAGAGACUGCUCCUCCCCUCUGGGGCUAGAGGAUCUGGUUGAAAAAGUAAUGUUGCUGCGAAAGUCAAUCGAGCGCCUUCGCAACAGCGAGGUAGCCGUCCAGAGCCCCGUCCUGGCUGAGAAGCUAACCUGCUAUGCUAGCAUCCUGGCUGCAGAGGGCAGCUUAUCCACUGCCAUGGCCUACCUGCCUGACAACUCAUACCAACCGGAGAUCACGAUGCUGAAAGACAGGCUGCUCCAUGCUCAGGCUGAGGCCGCUGUCCAGCAGCAGCCUCCAAACUCCAACAGAAUUGCCAUGCCAGCGGCUAAUAAAACUCAGUGCCAGCCCUCUGCUCCAGCUCCGGUGGCUCCACCACAGCAGCCUCGUUUACCAUCAGCUUUUCCUCCUCAGCCCUCUCCACCCAACCCAGGGCCCGGUCUGCCCCCGUCCUCUCAUGUGAUGCCGCCCAGUUCAACCCGUCCUGCCGUAAGACCUUCCUACCCACAACACCCCUCUGUGGCUCCAGGUUUUUCUUGUCAUCAGCCGUUCCAGCCUCAGCCUGUAUCUGCAGCCGGGCCCUUCUCACCCACUGGGCCUUCAGUACCAGCUGCCAAUUUAUCAGGACCUCAACUGCCACCUUCAUUAUCAAACCCUGGAGGCAUGCCCCCCAUGCCCAGUCCCGGGGUGCCACCAACAGGCUUUCUGCCAUCUACCUCUUUACCUUCAGGCAUCAUGCCACCCAGCUCCCAACCAGGGGCUCCAGUUUCAAUGUACCAAGGAGGUUUUCCAAACCAGGGGUGUGCUCCUCCAGUGGCGUCCGGCCCCUUUGUUCCUUUUGGAUCAGGGUACCCCCUCGGAGGUCCCGGAGCCCCUGCUGUAAAUCCCUUCCCAUCCUCUGGUGUUGCUCCUCCUCCUUCAGGACUUCAAGAGGGUUGGAAUGACCCACCAACAGUAAGGGGUGGACCCAGGAAAAAGAAGAUGCCUGACAACUACACUCCACCUGCCCCCAUCACAGCUCCUGUCAUGGGUUUUCCAGCGGAGGCUCCACAGCCCCCCAGCCACACCCAGGUCCCGCCCGGAGCCCCCCAGGAGCCCAGCGUACAGGUUUGUCUCCAACAACGGGCUGCUAUCUUAGAUUUCAACAGUAAAGCAUACCGUGGGAAUGGUGUGAUACUGUAUUUGUGUACUUGUGUUUACCAGCUCCUCCAGCAGCUACCAGCAGAGAGAGUGGAGCAGAGAGAAAUCCCAGCUGAGCACAUGAUCCUCAAAACCACCUUUGAUAGCCUGGUGCAGCGCUGCCAGCUCGCAGCAGGAGAUCCGCAAACAAAAAGGAAGCUCGAUGAUGCUGGAAAGCGUUUGGGUCAUCUGUAUGACAAACUGAGAGAGCAGUCGCUUUCUCAUCACAUCCUGGAUGGCCUUCACGAGAUCAGCCGCUGUGUGGCCAGUCAGAACUACCAGCGGGGCCUGGAGGUCCACACUCAGGUGGUCAGCAGCAGCAACUUCAGCGAGAUCUCUGCCUUCAUGCCUAUCCUGAAAGUAGUCAUCACUAUCGCCAACAAGCUGGGUGUCUAACACCUCGAGGACAGCACACACCCAUCUUCAGUGUUAUCAUAUUCUUCUGCGUGUAUUUAUUUCUUUAUGACCUGAUGAUGAGAAUAAUUACUGAUAAACUUCAGAAUGUGGUUCUCAUCCGACCAUAAAUGCUCCUUUUCUGAGACUGAUUGAGACAGUGGGGUGGUGUUAUUUUUGUGUUUGUGGAGGUCCAUCGAUGUUGCUGUGAUAAUUUUACUAAAUAUAAAAAAAAAGAAUGUAUUUUGAAAGUUAUGAUUUGGUGUAAAUUUAACAAAAAGUAAUUGGAGACAAAGCAAGUGUGGUUUGAAUCUAUGGCUGUGGUGGUGGUUCAUAAACCAUGUUACGUCUUACUCCCUUCUCACUGACAGCUGUACAAACGUUUUCAUUACAUACAUGCGGAACUCCAGAUGCUGAACUAUUACGUCCAGAGCUCACAUUUGUAAAAACAAUAAUAAAAAUUGGGUUACGAUCAGCUCUGUCAUUUUUUUUACUCUACAAACAACGUGUGUGUAUUUAUUCUGCAAGGUUUCACUAAAGCAUCGAGAUAAACAACACUGUAAAUGAGUGUCUGGGUGUGCUUCUGGUAUAGAGCAUGGUCAUCUGAUGAGAUGUUGGGAGUUUUGGGACAAAAUAUUGUAGAGGAUUGUAAUUGUGACAAGUUCUUAAAUAUACCCAUAUAAUUAUGUUGUACCUUAGCCUUGUAACAGUAGUUUCCCCUUUUGAGAUGUGCUUUAGUCUGCGUGUCUCACAUAACACGUAUGUUCAUUUAAUCUGGACUGUUAAAUUAUUCCUGCUCCCUUUUAUACGCCACUUCCUUUGCUCUUCUUUUCAUGCAGGCAGUGUUGUAUCCUUUGGGAACUUUUAAAAACUAGACUAGUUUUGGAAUAGAUGACUCAGAACUUUAAGGAUCCGACCAGCAGGAAAACCGGAUUUUUGUAGCUGGUUGUGGCAGCAGAAGGCAGGAGGGUGCCUCGGUGUGCCUGUUCUGGUUGCAAAGAUAUUUCUAAAAUCCAUGUUGCUACUUAUUUGAGUUUCUUUUUCAAAUAAAGUUUUAUCUUAAAAUA